AUGCCGCUUUGUAAUGAUGUAGUAUCGUUAGAAGAAUUAGCCAAGAGGGAAAUUCACGAAAUUCUUAUGCUAAAUGAAGAGAGUAUAAAAGAAAAAGCAUACAAAUGGAGAAUGCUUUUUAUUGAACAUCUACCAGGAAGUUUAAGAACAGAUCUCUUAUACUACGGGUUUUCAAAACAUGAUAGUAAAAUAUACGGACCCAUUUACCCACUUAGUUAUUGGGUGCCAUUUUCAGUAGCCCUUUUUGACAAGACAAUCAAGUAUGUGCCACCUAUAUGUAUUAACGAUUUGGAAAAAGAUUUACCACUGUUGAUGUCUUUCGUGUCAUAUCUUUGGACGUAUCGUCCUAAAAUAAACAAACUAUAUAUGAAUCUCGUAUACAUUCAAAAAUAUCGCAGUAGAUGGAAUGUCUCUAUGAAUAGUAUAGAAUGUUCAAUGAAUAUUUUAUGCAAGUGUUUUGAGGAAGGUUUAGCAAGUAAUCUGGUGCAACUUCAGCUGACCUAUCAAUGUGACGAUUCAAUUUUAAUUGCUAUUGGCCGAAAUUCAAAAUGUUUAAAACUGUUGGAUGUUUCAUGUUCAUCAACUAUAACAAUUGAUGGCAUCAAAAGCUUUUUAUUUAAAGAGCUAAAUACCUUUCAAAAUGAUAUGCUGAAUGGAUCAGAGAUUCAAGUUUAUGCAUUUUUAAAAUGUAUCGUCGAAAAUCGAGAAAUAUUAAACACAGUUUGUUUUACAUUAGAAGAAAUACGAUUGCAGUACACUAAAGCUAAUAAUAUAGGAUGGAUUUUUAUUUUAUCUUGUAUCCAGAGCCUAAAACAUCUCGGAUGGCCCGGACAAUGGAAUAUAAAGAAAAUAAUUAUGACCGUAUGGAAUGAAAUAAUUAAGCCGAAGACAUUUAAUCUAGAAUCGAUUACUUUAAUUGAUUGGGAUAUAACUUGUGAUGAAAUAAACACUAUGAGUGAAUGUUUACCACAUUUAAAAAAUCUUACUACAACAUUAACUCGAAGUUAUGAACCUUUAAAUAAUAUAAACCACCAACUAUUAAUGGAGUUCUGGAAUAAACUGAAUUCGUUGAAAUUAUACAUAGAAAAUACAAUUGAAUACUUUCAAUUCUUUUGUAGAAAUGGAUACAUUCAAAAUCUUUCUGAACUAACAAUUAAAAGUGUAUCUUUAGAUAUCAGCUUUGAUCUAGCAUUAUUACAAAGUGGUUGUCCAAAUCUGAUCAUAUUAGAUAUUGUCUCCAUGUCACUUUAUAUAAAUCUAAAACCAACUGGAAAAUUUGAAUAUUUAAAAACAGUAAAGAUGGAAGCACCAUUUGAAGAAACCAAAAAUUGGUUUUUAUUUCAUGGCUGUCCAUCCUUAGAAGAGUUACAAAUAUUUAACGAAAUGGAACCUGAAUAUUGGAAGAACAUUUUUAUCACUCCACCCCCAAUAAUAUGUCAACAGAUGAAACGAUUAGAAAUUGUAUUUGUACUUCCCAACGGAAAUCCAACCUUUUUAAUCCAACCGUACAUCAUGAAUUAUUCAAUAAUAACAGAAUUUAUAAGAAAAUGUUCAGUAUUGAACACAUUUGGUAGUAUUUCAAAUUUUGGUAUGACUACACAAGAUGUUGAAAAUAUACAUAAUUUUAUACGUCUGCAUAACUAUUCGAUGACAAUAUAUUAA
Messenger RNA from Macrosiphum euphorbiae (potato aphid), 1662 nucleotides. Lineage: Eukaryota; Metazoa; Arthropoda; Insecta; Hemiptera; Aphididae. The record is from the annotation of a GenBank genome assembly.